CAGCUCAACCCCAUGCUUAUUCGGUGGUGCACUGUGGCAGGGUUCUUCUCCAAGCAAUCCCCGAUUGACCACCAUUGAAGAAGGCGCCGAAUAUGCGCCGAAUGUCACGUGACAGAGACGUUCCCCGAGACGUUCGCGUGUGCGUGACGUCACCCACGGCCUGUUAUCAACUGGGAACUAGCAGCUACCGUGAGGACACCCUAGAAAACGAAAUACUGUGGAUUUGCAGGAUGUCAGAGAAUAACAGACAGUUCUGGAAAAGGAAUACAAAGCUUCCUGGAAGUAUUCAACCUGUGUAUGGGGCCCAGCACCCACCUUUAGACCCUCGUCUCAAUAAGAGUUAUAUUUCUGAUCGUUCAAGGCGGCAACCACUUCAUUUGAAAAGCAGAAAAGCGUCUAGUUUCCAUGAGUUUGCGAAAAGUACUAGUGAUGCCUGGGAUAUUGAGGAUGAUGAUGGUGAUGAGGAUGAUGGAGGAGAUGUCCUGUAUGCUUCACCAUAUCAAACGCUUAACUCCAGGGUAGCUGAAGUGACAGCUGCACAGGUUAUAGAGAGCCACCUCAAGCUACGAGAGGAGUCCCCUUGCCAAACUACUGUUACAAAAUCUGUCAGUGAAGAUCAUCUCCAUAGGGUCACUUCAGAUGACUCCAUACAGAAAAAACAUUUACAUAAACAACAGUCCCUCCCACUGCGUCCAAUUAUACCACUGGUGGCCAGGAUCUCUGACCAAAAUGCUUCAGGAGCACCACCUAUGACAGUAAGGGAGAAGACCCGACUUGAAAAGUUCAAGCAGCUCCUUUCCUGCCCCAACACUGAUCUUGAUGAACUAAGGAAGUGCAGCUGGCCAGGUGUUCCACGUGAAGUGCGUCCCACUACAUGGCGACUUCUCUCGGGCUACCUUCCAGCUAACAAAGAUAGGCGCAUGUUAACUCUUCAGCGCAAGCGCGAAGAAUAUUUUGGGUUCAUAGAACAAUAUUAUGACUCGCGUAACGAGGAACAUCAUCAGGAUACAUAUCGACAGAUUCAUAUUGACAUUCCAAGGACAAACCCCUUAAUUCCACUUUUUCAGCAGGCUAUAGUUCAGGAGAUCUUUGAGAGGAUUCUGUUUAUUUGGGCAAUUAGACAUCCAGCAAGUGGAUAUGUGCAGGGGAUCAAUGAUCUAGUGACUCCAUUCUUUGUGGUUUUCUUAUCUGAACAUGUAGAGGAAGAUGUGGAGAAUUUUGAUGUUGCCAGCUUGUCCCAAGAUAUCCUCCGCAACAUAGAGGCUGACAGCUUUUGGUCAAUGAGCAAAUUGCUUGAUGGCAUCCAGGAUAACUAUACAUUUGCUCAACCUGGUAUACAGAAGAAGGUGAAGGCACUGGAAGAACUUGUGAGCAGGAUUGAUGAACAGGUACACAAUCAUUUUCGGAAAUAUGAAGUAGAGUAUUUACAAUUUGCAUUUCGUUGGAUGAAUAACCUUUUAAUGAGAGAACUUCCUUUACGCUGCACAAUUCGGCUUUGGGACACAUACCAGGCAGAGCCUGAAGGGUUUUCUCAUUUCCAUCUGUAUGUUUGCGCUGCUUUCUUAAUUAAAUGGAGGAAGGAGAUUUUGGAAGAGACCGACUUUCAGGGUCUGCUUAUGUUGCUGCAGAAUUUGCCAACUAUCCACUGGGGAAAUGAAGAAAUUGGUCUCCUCCUUGCUGAAGCAUACAGAUUAAAAUAUAUGUUUGCUGAUGCUCCCAACCAUUACCGUCGGUAGAUGCCAAAUCACUGUGCCCUUUUACUCCAAUAAAAAGCAUUUCUUGAAAAUUUGAUAGAUUAACAUGCCAGUGCCAGUAACUCCAAAAUGCUAGUCAGCACUUGCGUCCUGAGCACUCCAGUCGUCAUCAUCAUACUCCACACACACACUAUUAACCACAUCUGUGAAAAAUUCAGGGUUAAUGGUAUGUAUACUGCAUAAACAAAUUAUUCUUUGGAUAGUUUGCAUAUCUGCUUUGCGGUGCACAAAUGGCUUUUAGGUACUUUUCCACAUGCAGAUUUUGCCAUUUAUUUAAAAAGUCAUCAUUCUCGCAAUCAUCCUUGGUACGUUAUAUGUCCUAGAGGAAAUAUGUAUAUAUAAAUUGGUCUUUAUAUGUAUAUGGACAAAGGUGUACAUUAUUGGGGUUUGUUUGUAAAAUGUGGUUCUAUUUAUCCUCAUAAGCAUGUGCUUACCUGUUUAAAACAGGUUGCAGCAUAGUUCAUAAUUUUAAAUAAUCAAAGGCUUUGAUCAUCUUUAAUAAAAAGAAUUUCAGCUUAUGAAGAAAAGUUUCCUUUUCCAUCUCUUCUGUCCAGGCUACUUGCCUGGAUUAUAUGCCACAUGAAAGCUCAGACGUGCUCCUGCUAUCGGUUAAUAUAUAUAUAUAUAUAUAUAUAUAUAUAUAUAUAUAUAUAUAUAUAUAUAUAUAUAUAUAUAUAUAUAUAUAUAUAUAUAUAUAUAUAUAUAAAAUAGGAGUUAAAACUUAUACAGUGUAUAAGUGUACUUGAAAGCACUGUAAAUAUACACAAACACUCCAUUUCUCAUUUAAAUGAUUAGCCCAUAUUUCCAUUUACUAUACAUUUUAAGGCAUUUAUGCCUUUAAGGACCUUCCACACAGGCAAUUUUUAUGUUUGAUAGCUAGGUGUGGGUGCACCAAAGCACAUCCACUAAAUGAAUCCAUUUAUUGUGCCUGGUCGUAUCCACAAGAAUAUACAUAUGUUUUAGUGCAGCUGUCUUAUGUUUUUUAGUUUAAAUAACAUGCUGCAAUUUUAGUGAGUUUAAAAAAAAAAUAUUAAAAUGCAUUCGUGCUGAACUAGAAAAAGCACGUGCAUUAAAAAACCUGUAAAGACACUAUUGCUUUUUUUUUAACAUUUCCAAAUUACCAUGUUCAGUUACUGCAGUUGCUGGUAUUAAUGUCAGCAUGCAUAAAUUGCACUGAAGUCAGUGAUGUACAGUAUAAUCAUCAACAAAGAAAAAAAUAACAAAGCAAAACCUGAAGUGGAGUAUUAACGUUUAUCUAUAUUGAUCAUUCCAUACAGUAUUGGGUUAUAUAGCAAACAUGUAACAGAAAAGAUAAGUAGCUGUGUCCAUUAGGGUUCAACACGUUUUUUCAUCCCGACACUGCAACUUGCAGUUAGCAUCCAAGAAAUCAGAGUUGUAAGGUUAUCCAAGGGUUUUAGAUGAUAUAUAAUUUGUUUUCCAAGCUUCUGAGCUUCCACCAUUUGUAGGUCUAGCGUAGCUAUUUUUGCUAUGAAUUGUUUACCACCGGAAAAGAUGUGGGUUAUAAUUUGUGCUGGGCUUUUCCUCACGAUAAGACUGUAACAUUUACUAUAUGAGCAUAAAGCCUAUCCAAAACCUAGUAACUUUAGGGAUAUCCCACCAAAUAUAUAGAUAUAUAAAGGGCCUGUUUCACUACAGUUCAUGCAAGGAAGGGUGCAAUAUUUGCUCUUAAUGAACAAUACCUUCAAACUAGACUAAAGUGAAAUAAUCUUUACUGCGUGAAAUUAAGUUGAAGGUGGAAAAGCCGUGAUUAUUUAAAUACAAUUUCUUUUUUUUGUAAUAAAACUGCUAUUGAUUUUGACAUUAAAGAACGAAUCCAUUAUAUAUUUUUUUAAAUGAGUCCUGUUUGUUAAAGAUUUUGUAUUUUGUUCUGUUGUAAAUCCAUUAUACUGCGAAUUGUUUUUUUCCUAAUCCAACACUUUAAUUUUCAAAA
Xenopus laevis (African clawed frog) is the source of this 3705-nucleotide messenger RNA. It is a transcript of the gene tbc1d22b.S, whose product is annotated as TBC1 domain family member 22B S homeolog. Gene Ontology annotation, molecular function: 14-3-3 protein binding; GTPase activator activity. The record is from RefSeq and is a predicted model, not a curated record. Lineage: Eukaryota; Metazoa; Chordata; Amphibia; Anura; Pipidae. The transcript is spliced from 13 exons. The coding region runs from base 93 to 1736 and encodes 547 amino acids.